UAAUUCGCGGCCCGUCCCGGGCGGGGGAGGAAGAGGAGGGCGGCGGGCCGGGCAGGAGGAAGGCCGCGGCCGCCGGGGGGCCUCUGGGCGCGUGCAGAGCGCCCCUGCCGGGCCUGGGCGGCCGCUCUCCCCUCCGGCCCGCGGGCCUCUGCUCGCGCUCAGGGGCGCCCUCGCCCGGGGCGAGGGGAGGCGGCGGCGGCGGCGGGCUCUGCCCCGAGGGCGCCGCCUUGCGCGGCCGGGCCCGGGACGGCGGAGGCGCCAUGGAGGCGGCGCCGUCGUCGGCGCCGUCGGGCGGGCUGGUGCGCGUGUGCUUCCCGGAGACGGCGGGCGCGCUGCUGGAGAGCCUGAACCGGCAGCGGCUGGAGGGCAAGCUGUGCGACGUGUCGGUGCACGUGCAGGGCCGCGUCUUCCGCGCGCACCGGGCCGUGCUGGCCGCCUGCUCGCCCUACUUCCACGACCAGGUGCUGCUCAAGAACAUGACGGCCAUCGUGCUGCCCGGCGUGAUGGACCCGGUGGCCUUCGAGAUGGUGCUGGCCUCGGCCUACACCGGCACGCUCAGCAUGGCCGCCGACGAGAUCGUCAACUACCUGACGGUGGGCAGCGUCCUGCAGAUGUGGCACAUCGUGGACAAGUGCACCGAGCUGCUCAAGGAGCGCCGCGGCGCCCUGCUGGGGGGGCCCCCCGCCGCCGCCGCCGCCACCUCCGCCCGCGCCCACUCCAGCCGCACCAGCGACAACCAGUCGCCCAGCAGCAGCAACUACUUCAGCCCCCGCGACGCCGGCGAGGGCCCCGAGCAGGGCAAGUACGCGCCCCGCGGCGGCGCGCUGGCCGGCGAGGAGCACGACGAGGAGGGCCUCCUCUUCCCGGCCGAGAAGGGCCCCUCCCGCGGCCCCGACCCCGACCCCUUCGCCGGGGGCAGCAAGUUCAUCCUGGAGACCGACGACGACGCCAGCGACGGCGGGGAGCCCGGCGGCUGCGAGCCGCGCCGGCCGGCCUACGUGCGGCCCAGCAUCAUGCCCCAGAAGCAGUGGGUCUUCAUCAAGAAGGAGCGCUCGCAGGAGGACCUGGUGCUGACCUGCGAGGAGGACGAGGACCCCGUGGAAGUGGCCGGCCCGCCGGCCCCCGAGGCAGCCCUCAGCAUCAGCGACGUGCGCACCUUGACCAACCCUCAGGCGGCGGCGGGGGCGGCAGCAAACUGGAGGAGCAGGUGAACUUCUGCGAGUCGUCGGAGGACUUCCCCUCGCCCUACGAGGGCCUGGACGACUCCUCUCCGCUCCCGGGCCCCUUCCCCCAGCGCCCUGAUGCCCAUGGACAUGCAAGGCAACCAGAUCCUGGUGUUCCCCCCACAGGCUCCUGUGGAGCACGGGGCAGUGCAGCUGGCGGCCAGCUCGGGAGACGGCAACAAAAUUUUCAUGUGCCACUGCGGGAAGGCUUUCUCUCACAAGAGCAUGCGGGACCGGCACGUCAACAUGCACCUCAACUUGCGCCCCUUCGACUGCCCCGUCUGCAACAAGAAGUUCAAGAUGAAGCAUCACCUCACGGAGCACAUGAAGACCCACACGGGCCUCAAGCCCUACGAGUGCGACGUGUGCGCCAAGAAGUUCAUGUGGCGUGACAGUUUCAUGCGCCACAAGGGCCACUGUGAGCGGCGCCACCGCCUGGGGGCGGGGGGAGGGGCGGGUGCACCAGCAUCUUCUGGGGCUGUCAAGAAGGAGGCCUCCCCCUCCCCCGGCAGCGGGGACCCUGAAUGGGCCCCCGGGAGGUCCCCACGUGGCGAACUGGCCUUUGCGGGGAGCAGCAAGAUGUAACAGGAGGGGGCCUGGGGAGGGGUCCAGAAUGGCCCGGACUGCUCCCCCUUGAGGAGAGGUCUGCUGAAGUGGACUGGGUGGUCCGUGUACCUGUGUGAGCCCCCUUGGCCCUUUCCGCCAGAAGGCUUGUGUGGUGCUCUUGCUGGGAGGGGGGCAGUGCAGGCUGAGGUGGGGGGGGCACCCUUUUCUAGCAGACUUGCUCCCUUCCCCCCCUAUGCAGCAGCUCCUGUGAGGCUUGCCCUCCCCUCACAUCAUGCACUGGCCUUGUACUGGACCAUUGGGCAGCAUUCACCCAUUGGCCGGGGGGGGGGGGGAGGGAGGCCAGGUGACUCUCCUUGUUCCCCAGGCUGGAGCCCCAAGGGCCGCGCUAUGCCACUGGGCUCCUCCACUCCUCCUGUUCUUAGUCAAUGUCUGUGUGUUUGGGGGGGGGAGGGGGCAUCUCUCGAGUGGGGGCACGCAACACUAAACACUCCCUCCCUUCCGUGUGCUGUCAAGGUGUGGGAGCCAUUCUGGUUGCAGCUGCCCUUCUGUCCCCGCGGCAUUGGAGCUGUGCCUGUAGUGAGCGGCCUUGGCCUGGGCUGCCCUGAGUGGGCGGGAGUGAAGGAGAAUGGGUGGGGGGGGGUUGCUGCUUUCUGGCAGCCAUCUUCCCUUGGGGAGGGGCCGUGGCAGAGCACCUGCUUGGCCUGCAGAAGGUCUCGGGUUCAAGAGCUUUCUCCACCUGAGACCCCAGGGCCUGACUCGAAGGAAGGCCGCUUCCCACCUUCUGUGCCUCCCGUGGUGCUUUCCCUGGGGAGGGGGGCUCUGUCGGCAGCUUCACCUUGGCCUCUGUGACUGGGCACCCCUUCCCGCCGUUCCUCUGUGAGGCUGAGGUCCCACUGUCUGGGCAGGGGAAACGUCUAGCUUGCAAGUAGACCUGGAGUGCAGCUGGGGCCGUUUCAGUGUUGAUCCUGCUGCCUGGGCAGAUCCCCCUCCCCACUCUGUCUAGCCCUUCUAUUCCUUCCUUUCUGUGGCGUCGUUGAGUUUGAGUUUUUGUAACUGAAUCUGGUUUGGGCCUUUUUUUAAAAAAAAAAAGUGAUUAUCUAUAAAUAUUUAUUGGUA
This is a messenger RNA of Eublepharis macularius, 2906 nucleotides long. RefSeq names its product zinc finger and BTB domain containing 22 (gene ZBTB22). NCBI's taxonomy places the organism in Eukaryota, Metazoa, Chordata, Lepidosauria, Squamata, Eublepharidae. Gene Ontology annotation, biological process: regulation of transcription by RNA polymerase II. The record is from RefSeq and is a predicted model, not a curated record. Gene Ontology annotation, molecular function: DNA-binding transcription factor activity, RNA polymerase II-specific; RNA polymerase II cis-regulatory region sequence-specific DNA binding; protein binding.